AUGUCAAUGUCUACCACAGGAUGCUCUGAAUCAAAGAAGAGUGAAAAUAAGUUGGCAGAAGAAAGCUUUGUUGAACAACUUGUGAAUGUGAUUGUACUUGAAAAUGAUUCCACCAAUGCUAAAAUCGUUGGGACCACGGAAGUGAAAGUAGAAGAUGGUAAAAUGGCCAAGAAACGUACUUCUAAAGCUUGGGAUCAUUUCAAGAUAAUAAUGGUGAAUGGUGUUCAAAAGGCAAAAUGCAACUACUGCACGGCUACAUUGUCUUACAAUGGUACAUCUGGAACUUCUCAUCUACUUAAGCAUGCAAAUCUUGUAUGUCCAAAGCGGCACUUACGGCUUGGAUUAGGUCAAACAAAGUUGAAUGUUAAGACUGAAGUUGAUGGGACCACUGUAUUGGAAUUGAAGGAUAGGGAAAAGCCUGUCAAGUUUGAUCAAGAGACUUCAAGGAGGGACUUGGUUAGUAUGGUGGUCAUACAUGAGUACCCUUUAUCGAUAGUGGAUCAUGUGGGCUUUAGAAAAUUUGUGAAGGGGUUUAAUUCAUCUUUCAAAAUGAUAUCAAGGAAUACACUUAAGAGCGCUAUUAUGAAGAUAUAUAAUGAUGCCAAGAGUUCCUUGAAAGCUCUGUUCGAUUCCACAUAUGAGAGAGUUGCACUAACCACCGACAUGUGGACUGCUUCCAAUCAGAAAAAGGGAUACAUGGCUAUCACCUCACACUUUAUUGAUCAACAAUGGAUAAUCGAACUUUGA
Messenger RNA from Salvia miltiorrhiza (redroot sage), 747 nucleotides. Its product is annotated as zinc finger BED domain-containing protein RICESLEEPER 3-like. Gene Ontology annotation, molecular function: DNA binding. The record is from RefSeq and is a predicted model, not a curated record. Bases 1 to 747 code for a protein of 248 amino acids. Lineage: Eukaryota; Viridiplantae; Streptophyta; Magnoliopsida; Lamiales; Lamiaceae. The transcript has 2 exons.